This is a messenger RNA of Botrytis byssoidea, 1047 nucleotides long. RefSeq lists its product as uncharacterized. The transcript is spliced from 2 exons. The coding region runs from base 1 to 1047 and encodes 348 amino acids. Lineage: Eukaryota; Fungi; Ascomycota; Leotiomycetes; Helotiales; Sclerotiniaceae. Gene Ontology annotation, molecular function: zinc ion binding. The record is from RefSeq and is a predicted model, not a curated record.
AUGGCAACUCCACAACCCACUUGGUCAUGGGAUGAUCUGUCUGCAGAUUACAACUCGCAAUCUUCUCACCAAAAUCAGAACGACACAUUCGCAGCGGACGAGCAUACGCACCAAGAAGCACCUGUACCUGAACCAGAGCCGGAACCACCACGUCGAAGAUAUUACCCAUCCCGACUAUGUCGAAUAUGCCUGGAAACCGUAGAGCCGACCUUCGAAACUCCAACCGAAGGCAUAGCUUCAAUGCUCAAUCCAACACCCCGAGUGGCAUAUAAAUCGGAAGAUCCUGAGUUGGGCCGUCUAAUGCGACCAUGCAAGUGCAAGGGAAGUCAAAAAUAUGUUCAUGAAGGCUGCUUGACAGCAUGGAGAUACACAUACCCCGGAUCAAAAAAUUAUUAUGAAUGUCCUACAUGCCACUUUAGAUAUCACUUUCACAGGAUGAAGUGGGGCCAUUGGAUCAGUAGUGCUUUUACACAACUAUGUCUUACUUUCGCAAUAUUAUUUGUUACAAUCUUCGUCAUGGGCUUCGUCGCCGAUCCGAUCAUUAACUUUUAUCUGGACCCGUAUGAUACUGUUUUUUCAUUCCCUUCAAUGGGAGGGAAUGGUCCAGCUCUACAUAUCGUGGAUACGGAAGCAAAUACCUGGGCCGAGCAUCUAUUAAAAGGACUGGCGUCUUUGGGAAUGCUCGGAUUUGUUAAGAUAUUCUUUGCAAUGUCUCCGUUGAGUUGGUGGAAUGUAAGACAGACUGGCCUGUUCGGUGGCGGCCGCGCUCGAGCUGGAACAGGUCGGAAUCGUCUAGAGAACAUCAGUUGGACUCUUGUCAUUAUUGGUAUCGGUGCCUUCUUAGUUACAGUUUGGAAAUGGACCAGAAGCUGGAGUAAAUCGGUACUCGAAAAAGCUGGCGAGACCGUGAUCGAUGUUGGAGGCGACGAUGCUGAUGAAGAUGAUGAACAGACACAAGCAGAAGUUAAUGAGCAGGUGCAUUCAGAAAGUACAAGAGGAGAACAUCCUCCAACGACUGUGGAUCCCGAAAUCAGGAAAACACAGUGA